GUGACACUCUAUUACUCUUCCUCUAGCGAUGUGUGGAACAUUGCUGGAGAUUCCAUUAGCGCCGCUUACCAAGGUGCAAUCUCAGGAACGAACUAUGAAUUCUGGAAUUUCAGUUCGACCAUUGGCAGUUCUGGCAUCGAGCAUUUCUACCUCAAGGUAAGUAAGCUUGGAGCGUUUGAGCCAUCAAUACAACUUUGAAAGAAACUCAUUGCAAAUUGCGGUUGUGGAAUGCAGUACGAUGUCAGCGGAACAAGUUAUUAUGACAACAAUGGCAGUCAAAAUUACCUUGUGACUACCACCACAACUUCUUCAACCACAACCACCAAAGCUAGUAGCACCACCACUACUACAGCCUCUAAGAGUACCUCUGCUACUACCACAACCUCAACUACUACUACUACAACAACAAGUGCUAUUGUUGCCACAACAACCACCGCUACUACCACAUCGUCCAAAACAACUACUACCAAGUCAAGUGCAUCCACUGGUACCAGCUCAUGUAGUGUACCAGCACCUGCACCUACUACUGAACUUACUCCAUGCUCAACAUGGAACUUGGACAGCUGCAAUGGUUCUCAAACUUCCUACAAUAGCACAGGCUAUGAUGAUCGAAAGUGGCAAACGCCUGGCAAAGGAAGCUCCGAUUACGUCUCAAGCUUCCAGGAUUACCGUGAACUUACUGGUUAUGCUGAUGUUACAUAUAACUCUGCUCGAACAAGUGCUACUGUAACGGUCAAUGCCUUUGCUCGUACUUGUAAUUCCAUUCUCUAUAGUUUUGGAGGUGCUACUGCCACAUCAAGCAACACCUACAGUGUGCCAGCGGGAUUUACAGGCACCCUAAGCGUUGUAGCUACUAUACCAGCACUCAAUGCUACACUAACCUUGGAUCCACUGUACUUUAUUUGGGACAAGCAGUCGGUGAAUGUCUCGGCAACCAACAAUGGUCAAAAAGUAGCUAUUGUAGAGCUAUUUGGAUGGCCAUACAACGACGUUGGAAAGGAAUGUGUCUUUCUCGGAAAGGCUGGCUGGAGUGGUGUCCGCAUCUGGCCUGCAAUGGAACAUCUGAUAACCGAUUAUUAUUAUGAAACUGAUGGCCAGUACAAUCCUUGGUAUUUCCUGUAUCAGCCUGUAUCAUAUCGUUUGACCAAAAAUCGUAUGGGUACAAGAGACGAACUCAGAGCUAUGAUAAACACGUGCCGCAGCAAUGGUGUUCGUGUUUAUGCAGAUGCUGUCAUUAAUCAUAUGACUGGUGGUGGAAAUGAUAUUCAAUUGCAUCGAACAUCAAGCGGAAGCUCAUGCACGUAUUGGAGUGGACACAACACCACGGUUGGAAGUCCAGCUUAUACUCAUGAUUUUACUUAUACACCAAACAAGCAAACUGGAGCGAGACCAGCUCUAGAAUUCCCAGCGGUUCCUUAUGGACCAACCGAUUUUCAUUGCGAACGAUCUCUCAACUCUUGGAGUGACCCAUCUGACUUGAAUUAUGGCUGGCUUGUUGGUCUGACAGAUCUCAACACAGAGUCUGAUUAUGUUAGAAACAGAAUUGCAACACAUCUUGUAGAUCUCCUGAGCAUCGGAUUCUCUGGUUUCCGUGUAGAUUCAGCAAAGCAUAUCUCUCCAGAUAACCUUGCUGCCAUAUUUAGCAAAGUUCGUCAACGCCUUGGAGGAUCUUUCCCAGAUGAAUUUAUUACAUGGCUGGAAGUGCUUAUGGGUGGUGAGAAGGAUUUGCUCGCUUGCCAGUCAUCUUCUUACAAUUACUACACGUAUUUGAAUCAAGUAUUGGCGUCCAACGGUAUAUCCGACACAGAUAUUCAGAAAAUCAAAAUUUGGAGCAGCGAUUACCCCAAGGAGUUCCCCAUUUGUGGAUCUUGGAUAUUGCCGCCUACCAGAUUUGUAAUUCAAAAUGAUGAUCAUGACCAACAAACGUCAGGGUCCUCUUCUAGGGACAUGGGAAGUGAGGGGUCUGUUCUUAUUGUUGCCAAAGACGUCGCCGCACACAGAGCCUUCGAAGUGGAGUUGUUUACCCGUACAGAUGGCAACUGGACUGUUAGAAACGUUCUCUCUAGCUAUUCGUUCAUGAACAAUGGAGCUUCUGGAUUCCCUGACGGUCUUUCUGAUUGCUCAACCUACGUAGGAACUGCUGCUAAGAGCGGAUGCCUGUCCAUGGCCUAUGCUCCUGCAUAUGUUGCAGAUUCCUGCGGAUACUCAGUUGUUGUAAAUGGAACAUGGCAGCAAGGAGCUUACACCCGUGUUCAUCGCGAUAUGUCCAUCAUAAAUGCUAUGAGAGGCUGGAUGGGCUAUGCCACUACAACCGCAACGGCAUUGGGAUUGCCUUCCACCUGCACAUAAUCCCUUUUUUCUACGCAGGAAGUAGCAAAGAUCAACCUCAUCUAUAUUGUGGUUAAUGAUU
Umbelopsis ramanniana AG is the source of this 2410-nucleotide messenger RNA. RefSeq lists its product as uncharacterized. The record is from RefSeq and is a predicted model, not a curated record. NCBI's taxonomy places the organism in Eukaryota, Fungi, Mucoromycota, Umbelopsidomycetes, Umbelopsidales, Umbelopsidaceae. The transcript is spliced from 11 exons. Gene Ontology annotation, biological process: carbohydrate metabolic process. The coding region runs from base 229 to 2349 and encodes 706 amino acids.